AUGCACUGCGUGUGAAUGUUAUAGAGGGGUGGAAUUUUCCGAGAGGCGUAGCUGCUGGCCCCUGCAAGACGUAGCAACGACACACCAGCGCGCGUCCAAGAGCAUACUUCGCAAGAUACGGUUCAUUGAAACGCAUUUACAGAUAACCAAGUGCUGAUUAAAAAAAAACACGAUUUGCAGUUUCUUACGAUGGCAAACUACAUCCAUGUACCCGAUGGCGCUCCUGCCGUUCCCAAAUUUAAUGUUACCGUAGACGAAAACGAUUUCAGAUCAGGAGCACUGAAACUGAUGAAGGAGCUGAGACCCCAUUGGAAACCUGCAGAGGUCAAGAUGAAGUCUUUCACCGAUGGCAUCACCAACAAGCUGAUUGGCUGCUACGUGGGUGGCGACAUGCAGGAGGUGGUUCUGGUGCGCAUCUACGGCAACAAGACGGAGCUGUUCGUCGACCGGGAGAACGAGGUCAAGAGCUUCCGAGUUCUGCAGGCGCACCGCUGCGCUCCACGCCUCUACUGCACCUUCAACAAUGGCCUCUGCUACGAGUUCCUGCAAGGCACCGCCCUCGAACCCGAGCACAUCCGCAGCCCCUCCGUCUUCAGGCUGAUAGCCAGGCAGCUAGCCAAGUACCAUGCCAUCCAUGCGCACAACGGCUGGGUUCCCAAGUCAGACCUGUGGCUGAAGAUGGGGAAGUACUUCUCGCUCGUGCCCACCCACUUCGAGGACCCUGUCCAGAACCAGAGGUUCACCCAGGAGGUGCCGAGCGCGGUGUGCCUACGGGAGGAGAUGCUGUGGCUGCAGCAGAGCCUGUCUGUGCUGGGCUCCCCCGUCGUGCUGUGCCACAACGACCUGCUAUGUAAGAACAUCAUCUACAACCCGAGCGCAGGUAAUGUAAAGUUCAUUGACUACGAAUACGCAGGCUACAAUUACCAAGCCUAUGACAUUGGGAACCACUUCAACGAGUUUGCAGGUGUGAAUGAGGUGGACUAUAGCAAGUACCCUGGGCGGGAGCUCCAGCUGCAGUGGCUCAGGGCGUACCUGGAGGCCUACAAAGAAUACAAGGACCAGGGUGCGGAUGUCACCCACACAGAGGUGGAGGUGCUGUAUGUGCAGGUCAACCGCUUUGCCCUGGCCUCCCAUUUCUUCUGGGGUCUGUGGGCUCUAAUUCAGGCCCAGUACUCCACCAUUGACUUUGAUUUCCUAGGGUAUGCAGUUUUGCGCUUUAGCCAGUACUUCAAAAUGAAGCCGGAGGUAACAGCGCUGAGCUUUCCCUAAUGUGGCUCCAGUGAUCCCUCCGCGCCCCCCCCCUUUCGGCUGUUCCAUUCUCACAAGUAACGCUCCUCCAGGUGAAUGUCACGAUCAGCACGAGAGCCCUCUUACCUGUGGAUGUGCGACCGCGGUCACGCAACUCCCCGCAAGCCGCGUAAACCCCCGUACCCCGGGAGUCACGCGAUUUAAGUUCCGUAUAAACUGCGCACUGCGCGGUCAGCACUUUGGUAACGCCGGCGUUGUGCACUGCACAGUCAGCUCUGUGUAAACCUCAACCGUACGCCCACUGCAUGGUCAGCUCAGCAUAAAGCCUUCCGCUGUGCGUCUCGCGUUGCAUGGUGGCCUCUUUACGAGCCCCAGCACCAUGCAUUGUGCAGUCACCUCUGUAUAAACCCCAACACAGUGUGGCAGGAGCACACCCCACUCCCAGCACACAUCCGAAAACACUCCCCUCAGAUAUUUCGGCAG
Megalops cyprinoides (Indo-Pacific tarpon) is the source of this 1731-nucleotide messenger RNA. It is a transcript of the gene etnk1, whose product is annotated as ethanolamine kinase 1. Gene Ontology annotation, biological process: phosphatidylethanolamine biosynthetic process. The coding region runs from base 190 to 1269 and encodes 359 amino acids. The record is from RefSeq and is a predicted model, not a curated record. The transcript is spliced from 8 exons. Gene Ontology annotation, cellular component: cytoplasm. NCBI's taxonomy places the organism in Eukaryota, Metazoa, Chordata, Actinopteri, Elopiformes, Megalopidae. Gene Ontology annotation, molecular function: ethanolamine kinase activity.